AUGCAUCGACUUUUUGCUAAGCUGAAGCCAUCUGUAACCGUCACCGAGCAAAACCUGGCAGAUCGAGUUCGGUAUAUCUUGCGCUCAAAUACAUUUGAUGUCACCGAACUCGAACGGCUACGACGUGAGGCUGUUCCUUCAUCGGAUGAAAAUGCUACGGCUGAUGAUGCGGCGCCACAACUUGCGGAUCAUAACGCAAACAUGGAUACCGCCAUGAAUACCCCAGUUGUGGUUGAUUCAAACGAUGAUAGAACAGUCGCCCAGGAACUGGAACUUGAGCAAUUGAGGAGUACAUUGGAUGGGGCGAUUUUGGAAACGCGCAGUACGCCUCUCGAAAAUCGACCGCGUCUUCCCCGCAUAGCCCUAAGCGAGCGGAAUCGGGCUGUCGUGAGGGCUCUGAACCCAAUGCUGGUGACCUAUUUGGAAGCCAGCCGGGACCUUUGCGAGAUGGACUCAAUUCUUUUUGACGCUGCACUGGCAGUCUGCUGUAUUGUAGGCGCGAAACUUUCCACGGCUGGACGCACUACUGGACAAAGUAGUGCUAUCCCAGCCUGGAGAAUAAGAAUUGAAGAACGUAUCUCAAAGGCUAGGGCCCUCAUCGGCAGACUGAUAUGCUUCAGGUCAGGCAAUACCAGGCCAAGGAUUGUGCGCACCGUCUGGAUGGCGUUUGCUGGGACAAAUGUUAGUUUGUCCCAGCCGGAUAUAAUGAAAAACUGA
Molecule: messenger RNA, 717 nt
Organism: Parnassius apollo (apollo)
Lineage: Eukaryota; Metazoa; Arthropoda; Insecta; Lepidoptera; Papilionidae
Source: the annotation of a GenBank genome assembly